This is a messenger RNA of Emericellopsis cladophorae, 2196 nucleotides long. RefSeq names its product G-patch domain-containing protein -like protein. Bases 1 to 2196 code for a protein of 731 amino acids. Lineage: Eukaryota; Fungi; Ascomycota; Sordariomycetes; Hypocreales; Bionectriaceae. The transcript has 2 exons. Gene Ontology annotation, molecular function: nucleic acid binding. Gene Ontology annotation, cellular component: U2-type post-mRNA release spliceosomal complex. Gene Ontology annotation, biological process: spliceosomal complex disassembly. The record is from RefSeq and is a predicted model, not a curated record.
AUGGAAAGCUCCUCGCGAAAGGCUUUCGCGCCUCCCCAGCUCAACAAGAACACCGCCGCCGACUUCUCUUCGUCUGCGUCCGAGUCCGAAGACGACUACCUAGCCCCCAACGCGAAUGUGGACGAUGGCGAUUUUGGCGACUUCAACCCGCGCAAACGACGGAAGUUGCAGGGAAACAACAAGGAGCGAGCUGCGCUUGGCGUUUUUGGCUCCGAUAGCGAAGGCGAUGGCCCAGGAAGGAAGUGGAAGAGCAGGAGUCUUCGGGGAAAGGGGGUAAGCUUUGUGUCGACAGCAAAGGACCCCGAGAUCGGAGAAGACGACGAUACACCCAUGUUGGGACUCGGCAGGGAGAUCGACGACGAGGACGACCGUGAAGACGAAGAGUCCGGCGCAGGGCUGGGAAUGCGUUUCCGCGGUGGUCUGAAUGGGUUCAAAAAAGGGGAAAAUGGCGAGUCCUCGAAGAACAAUACCCCCGAAGCAGAUGCGCCGCGACCGACAUUCCAAGCCUUCGCUCCGUCGUCCGCGCGAGAACCAGUCCUUAAGCCUACCGCAGCGAGAAACGCAUCCCCGCCCCGGAACAAAGCGCAGGUUAGCUCCUUUGGAGCGAAGGGGAAAAGUAAAGGAUUGGGGUUUGGCGCAAAAAUGCUAGCCAAGAUGGGCUAUGUCGAAGGCCAAGGUCUUGGAAAGGAAGGCGAAGGCCGUAAUGUCAUCAUCGAGGCUAAUCUCCGACCCCAAGGUGUCGGUCUGGGCGCUGUCAAAGAGAAGGGCGAGGCUGAGCGCCAGGAGGAAAAACGACAAGCUCGCCUGCGCGGAGAAGUCGUAGUUGACUCGGACGAGGAGGAAAAGAAGCGCAAGAGAAGGGCGAAGAGGACGAAAUCGCUGGCAGGGGCCUUUGACAGUGCGACAAGCACGCCCAAGCGCCAAAAGCCCAAAUACCUCACGGCUGAAGAGCUGAGGGCUUCAGCUCCCGGCCUCAACAUCCCCGAUGCAUUCACCCCUAUAUUGGAUAUGACGGGGCCAGGAGGCAAGAUGCUCACGUCUACCAGUGGUAUCAUGACACCGAGUUCUGGUAUUCCCGAGUCCACUGAAAUCAUUGAAACCAGAAAGCUUGUCAAGCGCGCGCAGAAUGACUUGGCCGCAUUCUCCGAGGAAUGGAGAAGCUUAGAGGAACGGAAAAAAUGGGUAGCUCUUGAGCUGUCCGAGCGAGAAAGGGAAGUGGAGGAUCUGCGUUCCGUUUUUGAAAGGUUGCAGGUCUUCUCCAACCUUGUUUCGCAAGAGGUGACCUCAGCCUCUGAAUGGGAGCAAGUUGUCAGCUGCUUGCACAAGGCGGUCAAUUUAGGGUCUGCAACACCGGAAAUGGUUGAUAUUCUGGUUGCCGUGAUCAAUCCCUUUAUCCGAGACUCAAAUUGGGACCCGUUGGAAGAACCAGCCAGAUUCGCGACCGACCUUGAGGGUCUCGGGCCUUUGCUAUUGACGGCACCCAACGAGAGACGGUCGGUCAGCAAAUGGGAGUCGUCGGUGGUUGAUGCCGACGGUGUAUACAGAACCCAUCACAAAGCAACGACUGCAUACGAAAGCAUGAUGUACAAGACUUGGCUACCCAAGGUCUUGACCGCAAUCCGCAAAUGGGAUCCAUUGGAACCGGCACCAAUGCUAAACGUUGCAGAGCAAUGGGACGCCUUCCUGCCCCCAUUCGUGCGUGCUCAGCUGAUAGACAAUGUUGUGCGCCGGCUUGAGAGCCUGGUAGCUGAGGUCAGGCGCAAAUUCCGUCAACUCAUUGAUGCAUGGGAGUUCAAGAACGGCGUCGUUCCUGGUUUGAUAAAGUGGGAGACAGUACUAGGCGAACAGUGGCGUUCACUAAUCAUGUCACACGUCCUGCCAGCCAUGAGCAAAUACCUGGGCCGCCAUUUCCGCGUCGACCCGGCAGACCAAGAGCCGUAUCUGAAGUACUUGACCGGUGUGUUCAAGUGGCAGAGCAUCCUGGGCACUAAAUUUGUCGCUGAAGUCUUGGUACAAAGCAUCUUACCCAUGUGGAACGCAAAGCUCGCAGAAUGGGUUGCAUUGGCCGAAGCAGAUCUCACCGAGGUGGCAGAGUGGUAUACCUGGUGGAGGGAUGGACUGCUGAAAGAUUAUAGUGCAAGCGAUGCUGUUUGUGAAGAGCUGGACAAGGGUUUGAGAACGAUGAAUGCCUUCUAG